Aspergillus pseudoviridinutans is the source of this 822-nucleotide messenger RNA. Its product is annotated as oxidoreductase-like domain-containing protein. The transcript has a single exon. Bases 1 to 822 code for a protein of 273 amino acids. The record is from RefSeq and is a predicted model, not a curated record. Gene Ontology annotation, cellular component: mitochondrion. Lineage: Eukaryota; Fungi; Ascomycota; Eurotiomycetes; Eurotiales; Aspergillaceae.
AUGGUGUGCUUCUCCAUGCGUAUCAGGCAGUCGAUUCUUCGAUGUAGAACCCGCUCACCGUGCUUUGGGCACGUCCGGGUUACAAACAAGCUUUCUUUACCUUCCUGGCCAACUUUAUCAGUGACAAGAGAAUAUGCCUACGCUCCGUCUUCCCACAGCGGGACCACCCACGACGAUACCCUGGCAAGCUUAGAAGAUUCAACGCGCUCGCAGGCACAUCCAUUAUCGGGCUACUACUACGAUAUUCUCUCAUCCCAAUCACCCUACAAAUCUCAUGCGCCAACUUCGCGCCCAGCGUCGCAAGCCGCCGAGAAACCAACCCCGGCAACAACCGUCAAACCACAAUCACCAGAAGAGAAGAUGUCCAUCGUGUUUGGAUCGCGGCUUGCUGGGCCAGGCCGUGUUUCGCGUUAUAACCCUGGAACUAUGCCACCUGAGUCUCAGUGGAAGAUGAUCAACGGGGUGGCCAUUCCGCCCCGGCCCGAGGAACCGGACAAUUGCUGCAUGAGUGGUUGUGUCCAUUGCGUGUGGGAUGAUUACCGCGAUGAAAUGGAGGAAUGGGCCAGCCGUGUGGCAAGAGCCAAGGCGAAGGGCUCUACCCAGAAGGCCACGACGGAUAUGCGACAGACGCCCAGGGCAGAGGUUGAAAGUGCGAGUCAUAGCAUGGAUGACGACGGCGGAGGUAGGGAAACUAACUGGCCAGUUUCUUACGAGGCGGACGAUCUCUUUGCCAGUAUACCAGUUGGUAUUCGCGAGUUUAUGAAGACGGAGAAGAAGCUAAAAGAAAAGAAACAACAUGAGAAAACUAAAGCGUCAAUCUGA